AUGAAAUCAUUAUCUGCUUCCAAAUACAAUCAUAACAAUACUAGCUUUACUACGCCUGACAAAAAACCAAAUAAGAGUAGAUAAAACACACAGUCCACUAUGAAGUUAAGUGGUGAAAUGAUGUCCGUUUAAAGUUAUUUAUAUGAAUAAGCUCAUCUCAAAGAAGAAGCCUCUAAAAAAGAAAUCAUUAGACUCAUUAGAUUAGUCACCGAUAGUCUAGAAAAGAAUAGAAACAUUAAAGAAUUAAAUGAAUAACUCUCCAAAUUAAUAAUUGGAUUGAGAACAUGUAUUAAUCAAUAGGAAGUAUCAAGUUACAUCAUUUAAUUAAUUUAAACAAUACGAGAAAUUACCAAUAAUCAUUAAUUCUAAAAAGAAAUCAAAACUGAAAAUGACAAAGCACUUCUAAUUAAACGAAUACAUGAAUUAGAAUUAUAAGCCAAAGAAACUUAAUGGCAAUUCGAAAUGAAAAUCAGAGAUCAUAAAUCUACUUAGAAGAUCAAGUAAUACUAAGAGGAAUUAGAACAAAUCAAAAAGUAUAAAUAAUAAAAUCAAGUACCCAAACCUUAAUAAAAUUCUCCUCAAAAGAUAGAACUGAAGAAUCAGAUCAAACUUAUGCAAUAAAAAAUACAAACCUUAUCUGAAAAGGAAAAGAAAUUGAUUCUAUUAGUCAAAGCUGUCAAAUCCAGAGGAAUCGAUGUUGAACAUAUUUAUAAGAACAUCAACCAAAUAUCAAGUCGAAAUAGUAGAAUCACUAAAGAUGAAACAAUAAAUGAUUAUGUUGAUAGUUCGCAUUCUGAUUUUGCUGAUAUCUCAUAAUUUGAUCUUGGUCAAACUUUCAUCAAAAGAAACCCUAAAUUUUUACUUGAUUGAUUAUUUUUAUUUCAUUACAUUUAUUUAGUUUUAUCAUAAAAUAAA
Molecule: messenger RNA, 915 nt
Organism: Paramecium tetraurelia
Lineage: Eukaryota; Ciliophora; Oligohymenophorea; Peniculida; Parameciidae
Exons: 3
Source: RefSeq, a predicted model, not a curated record